ACACAUUUGUAAAUUGGUAACAACCUUACAAAAUUCGCACCAUAUGCUUUUCAACCCUCCCUUAAUAAUUUUAGGUCCCCCCAUCUUAUUGUUGGUUUGAUGCUCACCUCACUUUCUUAUCCUGUUUUUUUCUUUGUGAAAAUCUUAUUGUUUUCUUUAUCUCAAUGAUACACCCCUUCUUCCAUUAUUGCACUAGACUAAACUAGACCCAUUACAACAAAAAUAAAAUACUCGAAAAAUCGUACUCGAAACAAAAAUCAUAAUAGUUACUUAGUUUAUAGGCAAUGCCGAAUUUAGUGUCAUGGACUAGGGAGGAGGAGAAGGCGUUUGAGAACGCGAUUGCUACACAUUCUAUCGACAAAUCGAAUGAGGAGUGGGAUAAGGUCGCGUCCAUGGUUCCUACGAAAACAAUUGAAGAGAUUAAGCAACACUAUGAGUUCCUAGUAGAGGAUGUAGGUGCUAUUGAGGCAGGAAAAGUACCACUUCCUAAUUAUGGAAGUGAGGAUACUACUACUACUACUACAUUAUCAACUUCUAAUACUAAGGAUAAUCAACACCCUUCUUUUAACAAGGACCAAAGAGGAAACUCAAAUCAAGGUAACGGGUAUUCGGCUUUCGGGCCUUCCUCAAUGGGAAAUAAUACCACAAAAGCUAACUCUAAGUUGGAACAAGAACGAAAAAAGGGCAUCCCUUGGACUGAAGAAGAGCAUAGAUUAUUUUUACUUGGACUUGACAAGUUCGGCAAAGGCGAUUGGCGAAGCAUAUCUAGGAACUUUGUGAUAACAAGGACACCAACACAAGUAGCUAGCCAUGCCCAAAAGUAUUUUAUAAGACUGAACUCAAUGAACAGGGAUAGAAGAAGAUCUAGCAUUCAUGAUAUUACAAGUGUAAAUGGAGGAGGGUUGUCGCCGAAUCAAACACCCAUUACAGGGCAGCAAAACAACACUUCUGUGGCUCCUGCAGUUGGAACAGCAGCAGUAGCAGCAAAUAAGCAUAGGCCUCCGCCUAAUGUAAAUAUGGCGCCUGCAGGUAUAGGAAUGUAUGGGACACAGAUAGGCCACCCAGUUACUGCAGCACCACCGCCACCUCAUCAUAUGGCAUCCGCUGUUGGGACUCCUGUUAUGCUCCCUCCUCCUGGUCACCCUCAUCAUCACCACCACCAUCAUCCUCCUCCUCAUUACGCUGUUCCAGUAGCUUAUCCUCUCGCGCCUCCCCCUAUGCAUAGAUAACAGCUUCACGUCCAAGUCCUGUUGCAGUCUGGAUGUUGACACCCGUAGGCAAGUUACAGAUCUUGGCUUAUUAAUCAAGACCUCGAUGUGAUCGUUCUCCAACCCAAACUACUCGAUCAGCAUCUCCUUCGUGGACUUGACAUUGUUGAAACAACCUUUGAGUUCAAAUUUGGUUUUAGGGUAGUUGCAUCCUGCUUGUACAUCCAUCCUCUUCCUCCAUUUCUCCAUAGCCUGGGACGAAGUGGAGGAGGAAGAGGUUCUUCUAAUGAUAAUUGAUUUCCCUUUUACUAUUACAUAAAAUUUAGAAAUUUAGGUUUCAUUUCCUUUUCAAUGUAAUUUGAAAUUUGAUGUCACACAUCUUUUGAUAAAACACUCACCUGAGCCAAUGAUGAGUGAUUCCUUGGACUUUGUAAA
Chenopodium quinoa (quinoa) is the source of this 1643-nucleotide messenger RNA. RefSeq names its product transcription factor SRM1-like. Lineage: Eukaryota; Viridiplantae; Streptophyta; Magnoliopsida; Caryophyllales; Amaranthaceae. The record is from RefSeq and is a predicted model, not a curated record. Bases 285 to 1229 code for a protein of 314 amino acids. Gene Ontology annotation, molecular function: DNA binding. The transcript has 2 exons.